Molecule: messenger RNA, 1884 nt
Organism: Homalodisca vitripennis (glassy-winged sharpshooter)
Lineage: Eukaryota; Metazoa; Arthropoda; Insecta; Hemiptera; Cicadellidae
Gene: CCDC151
Product: outer dynein arm-docking complex subunit 3
Exons: 11
Coding region: 1-1608 (535 amino acids)
Biological process (GO): cilium movement; outer dynein arm assembly
Cellular component (GO): cilium
Source: RefSeq, a predicted model, not a curated record
AUGUAUGCCUUGAAUGAUCAGUAUAAUUCCAAGUUGGAGUUGUUGCUUUGUGUAUAUGAUUGUUUUAUUGUUUUAGAGGGACAACGAAAAGCUCACUAUGAAGAGUGUGAUGCUGAAAAGAAAAGGAAUAUUGAAAAAAUUAGAAAUUUGAAGAAAACCAUCAAACAGUUACAGCUACAGCUGGGAAAGCCACCUAAAUGUGAUGAAAGCAUCUUGAAGACUAGUAACAAGUACCCAAAGGAGACAAUCGCUCUACGGAACAAAGAGACUCGAGAGGCAGCUCAGCUAUUGGACUAUAAAGUGAUUGAUCUCCAAAAGAAACUGGAUUUGAUAAGAUAUCACGCGCAAAUGCAUCAAAAGCGAAUGAAAGAUUUGGCUGAUGAAUACCAAGAGCUCCUCAUCAACACAGCAAACGAAGGUAUUCGGAAACAGCUUGACCCUCGGGGAAAGGCUGUAUCAAUACUGGAGAACAACAUCCACAAAGUAGAGAUGAAUAUGAUGGAAGCAGAACAUAUGCGCAAGAAGUAUCGAGCUAUUCGAGCAAGUCUAUUGGACGAUAGUGUUUUAUUUGAGAGCACACUAAAAAAACUGGAGCAGAACAUUAUGAAACAGGAUACAGAGAUAAAAUAUCUUCAGGCCAUAAAUCGAGAUGCUUUGGAUCUUCGGGAUAGCACUAAAGGCAUGUUGCUUCGCCAAGAAGUAAUGGUCAUGAAUGCUGGGAAAUCUAGAGAGCGGCAGCUCAUGGAACUCAAGAUGCGUGUGGAUGAGCGCAAGGCUGAGUUAGAGCGUCUGGAGCGUAGAAUAUUUCCCACAGGAAGACCUCUAUUGCACCAGGACACUGUCACAUCCACAGACAUGACACAUCCUCCAUCAGAUGAGACUUCACAAACUGUUGAGAAUCUCGAAAAAGCAUUCACUACCCUGAAAGAAGCAACAGGAGUAACUGACACCAAAGAUGUGCUCCAACGGUUUCUAUCACAAAUUGAGACAAGAAAGAGACUUACAUUCCUUAAAAACACAACUGAGCAAGAAAAGAAACAAUUGGAAGUUAGAAAAGACAUGAUGCUUGCUGAACUUGAAGCUUUCAAAUUUGCACAAGUGAAAGACAAAGAACAAAAUGAGGAAGAAGUAGAAAAGUUAAAAAUUGCCAUACAGAAUGAAAUUGACAAAAAAGAAAAGUUGGAUGAAGAAUCUGCUCAUAUCCGAGAACAGAUACUUCAAAUUAAAGCACGACUGCUUACUAUGUGCUCAAUGCUACAGGAGUAUGAGCCUCUGUCAGUUCCACCUUCAACACAGGAGAUUGAUGAUUCAGAAGAGACAGUUAAUGUUUUAAAGUUGAAACUUCACAGCCUGUUUGAAAACAUUGAGAAAAAAGAUGAAGAACAAUUGGAAAUAGAAAGACUGACUGUUCGUGUUAUAAAAGUUGAUGCACCAAUCUAUCCUCAGACGUUUGAAGUUCAUCCAGAAAAAACAAGUGAGCCUGAAGAUGAAGAUGAAAUUCCAACUAGAGGAUUCCUUAAGCGACAAGCACAAGUCAUAAUUGAUGCAAAAAGUAGAAGAAAGGGCUUCAGAGUGGCUGUUCCACGAGUAUUUGGAAGACUUAAAUAAAAAAAUGAGACAUCUGGUAGUAAAAUUUGUUUGGAAAAUGAAAUAGAAAUAUUAAUUAAAAGUUGUGUUUACUUUGUCCCAUGGCGAAAUUUAAAGAAGCCUGCUUGCCACCUUCUGAAUUAAAUUAGUGAACCUGUAAAAAUAAGUAAUUUUAUAGUAAAAUAUCACAUAAAUUCUGAUGUACCAAACAAAAUUUAUCAAGAUGUUCUCUUUUACUUUGUAUGCUAACUCUUGUUUAUAUAAAAUUUUCCAUUACAAGAUUUGGUGAUUAUAGAA